UAGCUGUAGGUGAAGCUGCCUCUCUCUACCAUACUGAAGCAGGUGUCCAACAUGGCGAACGCAGGCUGCGGCUCUCUGGCGACUAUUCUCUUUUUAUUCUUCUUUCAAGCGGCUCUUCAUAAAGGAGCUGCACAAUACCCAGUGGUGAGUCAGAACCUGGUGACAGACAAUGUGUCCGUGGUGGAGGGGGAGACGGCGAUCAUCAGCUGCCGGGUGAAGAACAACGACGACUCUGUGAUACAGCUGCUUAACCCCAACAGGCAGACAAUUUACUUCAAAGACCUGAGGCCACUGAAAGACGCUCGCUUCCAGCUGGUGAACUUCUCAGACAAUGAGCUGCGGGUGUCACUGUCUAAUGUCUCGCUGUCAGACGAGGGUCGAUAUGUUUGCCAGCUCUACACGGAUCCCCCGCAGGAAGCCUACGCUGACAUCACUGUGCUAAUUCCUCCAGGUAACCCCAUCAUCGAGGCCCGCGAUGAGGUCCUGAGCGAGGGCAACGAGACAGAGAUGACCUGCAUUGCCAUGAGCAGCAAGCCCGCCGCCACCAUCAGAUGGAUGAAGGGAGAUAAGGAGCUCCCAGGCAAACCCAAAGUCGAGCUGACGUACGACAAGAUGUACACAGUCACCAGCCGCCUGACGCUAACCGUGAACAAGGAGGACGACGGCGUGCCCGUGAUCUGCAUCGUAGACCACCCGGCAGUCAAGGACUUCCAAGCACAGAAGUACCUGGAGGUUCAGUACAAACCGGAGGUCAAGAUUGUGGUGGAAUUUCCUCAGGGUCUGACCAGGGAAGGAGAGAACUUGGAACUGACGUGUCAGGCCAAAGGCAAACCCCAGCCCCAGCGGGUGAACUGGGUGAAGGUGGAUGACGACGUUCCAUCCCACGCCGUCAUCACCGGUGGCGAUCUUUACAUCGAAAACUUAAACAAGUCCUACAACGGGACCUACCGCUGCGUGGCGUCCAAUUCGGUGGGGGAGUCUUUCGACGACUACAUCCUCUACGUCUAUGAUGCUCCCACCACCACCCCUAAACCCACCACCGCCACCACCACCACCAUCACCAUCACCACCACCAUCUCCCACCAUGAAGCCAAUCAAGACCCUGCGCCCAGCACUGAACCUGCAGCUCAUGAUUCACGAGCUGGAGAGGGAGCACCCAGAACGGUGGACCAUGCCGUGAUUGGAGGAGUGGUGGCCGUGGUCGUCUUCGCCAUGCUCUGUCUACUCAUCGUUCUGGGGCGCUACUUUGCAAGACACAAAGGUACCUACUUCACGCACGAAGCCAAGGGAGCGGACGAUGCAGCGGACGCAGACACGGCUAUCAUCAACGCAGAGGGUGGCCACACCAACUCGGACGAAAAGAAGGAGUACUACAUCUAAUCAAAAUCAGGACCCCUCACUCUAGUGUCCUCUUUGGGACGCGGAGCUGGUUUUAGGGCUGAGGGGAAGGGGGUUUUGGGGGAAUGGGAGGUCAAUGGAGGGAUCGGAGGUGGUUCAGGGUCACUUUUAGUGAGAGUAGAGGGGUCGACGCGUAGACGAGGGACGAGUUUUUAAAGAGAGGCCUGGUUUUAAGCCGUUGUUUAGUCUAGUCUGCAGAUGUACAGUAGAUGGAAUGUUUCGUGUGUUCAAAAAAACUAAAAAUUCAAAAAAGGAGGAAAAAAAACAACAAAACAAAACACGGGAGGGUUUGGCUUAUUCGUUAAACUGAGUAAAGGGG
Messenger RNA from Solea solea (common sole), 1717 nucleotides. RefSeq names its product cell adhesion molecule 1a (gene cadm1a). Lineage: Eukaryota; Metazoa; Chordata; Actinopteri; Pleuronectiformes; Soleidae. Gene Ontology annotation, cellular component: synapse; plasma membrane; neuron projection. Bases 52 to 1380 code for a protein of 442 amino acids. Gene Ontology annotation, molecular function: signaling receptor binding. The record is from RefSeq and is a predicted model, not a curated record. The transcript is spliced from 12 exons. Gene Ontology annotation, biological process: detection of stimulus; susceptibility to natural killer cell mediated cytotoxicity; cell recognition.